CGUGCGGACAGGCAGCAUUGGUGCGGCGAGGGGCUUCGGCGGAGCUUCUUAUCUUUACGCUGCUUGGAGAUGAAACCAAGGCGGUUUCUAAUCUGUGCUUUGUUCCACAGGGCCAUAGUAUUCCCCGGUUCAGUGGUAACCCACGUCCAAUGAUGGCAAUUUGUUUUCACUCCAUCGUUGAUACUCAUGUUCGCUUUUCAUGUACAGAAACCCGUGAGAAACAGCAUAGUCUCAGCAAUCCUGGCUUCAUGCAAAAUCUAGAAGCGUGGACUUGGGGUGACGCUGGGAUCACAUGUCCCUUAACGGUAAUUGGCCGACGGCGGCGGCACUGGACGUCGAUCUGGCUCUGGGGGCAAAACAUCGUCCUUCAGUCAAAGGAAUGUCCUGCCUCUGUGUUUCGGACCGGAUUCCAGAAGAUCUGGUUCUUCCAAAUGAGCUUGAAGGCGAUGUUGUCGUGCGGGGACCAGUCCGGUUCUCCCUCAGUAUUUUUUCUCCGGCUCACGUACCCACUGUGAUUGGUUUCCUCAGGUGUUCUACUUGACAUUGCCAGGAUCUUAUCGUAAUUCCGCGUUUGACUGAAGGCGAGCUCAAUGACAGGUAGAAUGUCGCAUUGAAGGAGGCACUCGCCUAUGGCCCGUUGACUUCCGAACACGAUGCAUGCUGCGCUAGACCCUUCAUCGUUAGCGUUCGUUCCAAGGUGUGGUUUCUACAGUAUCAGCGAGAUUUUCGAGGCUGUAGAAAAUUGUUCAAUGAAGCCUAGAGAUAAUGAUCGCGGAAAUGUAGCUCCGAAUCCAUGCGAUGCGCUUCUUUCACUCGAACGAGAAGACACCGUAAUGGGGUGUGAAGAUUAGACCUUUCGUGGGACUGGGAAAUGGGCAGUUGACUGCGAGAAGUGUCCACAUAUUUGCAGAUGGCAUGUCUCCACUGCAGAAAGAUCUCUGUCAAUCACAGCACUCCAACUAAUUUGAAUUUGCCGCUGUACGAGCUAUUCGGGCUCAAUCCGAACACUUCCGGUCUCCUUCGCCUAGAGCCUCAGGUGUCCUUCGCUGUCAUUUGAAAAAUCCUGAAGGACAGUUGGCAAGUCGACAUUCACGCAAUCGGAGAUCGUGUCCACGGUGGCGUCCUCGAUGCAUUUACGGCUUCGCUCCAGGGCGUUAAUAUGUCUGCGGCUCAGCCUAGGCUCUUGCACGCACUGUUAAUGACCCCAGCCGAUAUGGGAAGACUGGGCACAUUGGGCGUAAUUUCCAGUGUCCAAUGCAGUCACGCGUGCGGGGCUUAUCUGGAGCUGAGCCGGAGGGUCUCGACUGAUCGAAAUCCAACCAGGAUGGGUGACAUGGAGAAUGCACAGGAUCGUCUAGCAUGGGCACGUACAGGGGAUGCCGCCACGUGCUGAAUCGCUGUUUCCAGGGCCCGGGGACGAGUGAAAGCUUUAUAUGCCUUCUGACUUGGGCUCGACUUCGCCACUCAGAUCACCCUGGCUCAGAUUCUUCUCAGUUCAAAAUCAUGGACCCGAUGAUGGGAUAUUACGCUACCGUUACGCGUCUCGCGGUGAAGGAGACGUCCCCCCGCAAGAGCAAAGGAUGGAUUCCAAAGCAAAUACGAACACGGAUCCAGGCGCUUCGGGGCAUGACUAACGACUCAGCCUAUGCAACCAUCUCUGAAUCCGACACGGAAUCGAUAGAACUGGGGAAGCGACCCGACUUCGUGGUGUUCUCCCCAGAUACAAUGCACCGACCCGCGGGGAAGAUCACCGAGACGAGGCCGCUGACGACCGCGGUCGACGGUCGGGGGAUGUCAGGCAGAAAACUAUGAGGACCCAAAUAACGAAUUUGUCUACGAUUACAUGCAGGAUACGAAUACAAGAAUGUACAGGGAAUACGACUCAGUGAAGUAACUCGACUGGUCUGCUAGACGUCCA
Messenger RNA from Mycena citricolor, 1918 nucleotides. The record is from the annotation of a GenBank genome assembly. NCBI's taxonomy places the organism in Eukaryota, Fungi, Basidiomycota, Agaricomycetes, Agaricales, Mycenaceae.